This is a messenger RNA of Globicephala melas (long-finned pilot whale), 8367 nucleotides long. RefSeq names its product nuclear receptor corepressor 1 (gene NCOR1). The record is from RefSeq and is a predicted model, not a curated record. Lineage: Eukaryota; Metazoa; Chordata; Mammalia; Artiodactyla; Delphinidae. Gene Ontology annotation, biological process: negative regulation of transcription by RNA polymerase II. Gene Ontology annotation, molecular function: nuclear thyroid hormone receptor binding; transcription corepressor activity. Gene Ontology annotation, cellular component: chromatin.
CGUUCCGCGUGGAAAUCCGUCCGGUUGCCCUGCUCCAACGGCCGGAGGCUUUAAGCGUCGGGCUGUGUGCUCUGACACGGACGCCUCCCAGCCCCUCUUCACGGGCUGCCGCUACUUUAAGCGGCCUUUACGAGCUCUCGUGCACGCUCCGUUUCAGGGCUGAGCCAACCCCCUUGCCGUCCACACAGUACUUAAGGGGAAGCGUCUGAAAAGAACCUCCAGCAUCUUCAGUGCGAGUUCCUCCUGUUUUUACGUCACCAUUUUCUCACUCAUUUCUUAAAACCUGGACUUUCUCGUAAUUAUCCGGGUGAACACCGACUUUGUUUCUCCUCCCUAAUUCCGGGAUGUGGAGUGGCGCCUUCUCUAAAGGAAAAGUAUGCGGUGGCGAGGCCCGUCCGGUGAUUUCCUAGAAGCAUGAUUGUUUGUUGCACUUGAUCUCACAACCUGGUGAGGACUUCUUUACUGAUAAUGUCAAGUUCAGGUUAUCCUCCCAACCAAGGAGCAUUCAGCACAGAGCAAAGUCGUUAUCCUCCCCACUCUGUUCAGUACACCUUUCCCAGCACCCGUCACCAGCAGGAGUUUGCAGUCCCUGAUUAUCGUUCUUCUCAUCUCGAAGCCAGUCAGGCCUCACAGCUCUUGCAGCAGCAGCAGCAGCAGCAGCUUCGCAGACGACCUUCCCUGCUUUCAGAGUUUCACCCAGGUUCUGACAGGCCUCAAGAAAGGAGAACUGGAUAUGAGCAGUUUCACCCAGGCCCUUCCCCGGCAGAUCAUGAUUCACUGGAAUCCAAGCGACCACGUCUGGAGCAGGUUUCUGAUUCCCAUUUCCAGCGGGUCAGUGCUGCGGUCUUACCUUUAGUGCACACGCUGCCAGAAGGGGUGAGGUCUUCUGCAGAUGCUAAGAAGGAUCCAGCAUUUGGAGUCAAACAUGAAGCUCCUUCCUCUCCAAUCUCUGGGCAACCAUGUGGAGAUGAUCAAAAUGCUUCACCUUCAAAACUUUCAAAGGAAGAGUUAAUACAGAGUAUGGAUCGUGUAGAUCGAGAAAUUGCAAAAGUAGAACAGCAGAUCCUUAAACUGAAAAAGAAACAACAACAGCUUGAAGAAGAAGCUGCUAAACCUCCAGAGCCUGAGAAGCCUGUGUCACCUCCUCCCGUGGAGCAGAAACACCGCAGUAUUGUCCAAAUUAUUUACGAUGAAAAUCGGAAAAAAGCAGAAGAAGCUCAUAAAAUAUUUGAAGGUCUUGGCCCAAAAGUUGAACUGCCACUCUAUAACCAGCCAUCAGAUACCAAAGUGUAUCAUGAGAACAUCAAGACUGGAGUACCUGCAAGGCGCAUGAUGAAAAACCAGGUGAUGAGGAAAAAACUCAUUUUAUUUUUUAAAAGAAGAAAUCAUGCAAGAAAACAAAGGGAGCAAAAAAUCUGCCAACGUUAUGAUCAGCUCAUGGAGGCAUGGGAGAAAAAAGUGGACAGAAUAGAAAAUAAUCCUCGGAGGAAAGCUAAAGAAAGCAAAACAAGGGAGUAUUAUGAAAAGCAGUUUCCAGAAAUUCGAAAACAAAGAGAACAGCAAGAACGGUUUCAGCGAGUUGGGCAGAGGGGAGCUGGUCUUUCAGCCACCAUUGCUAGGAGUGAACAUGAGAUUUCUGAAAUUAUUGAUGGGCUCUCUGAACAGGAGAAUAAUGAGAAACAAAUGCGACAGCUCUCUGUGAUCCCACCUAUGAUGUUUGAUGCAGAACAGAGAAGGGUCAAGUUCAUUAACAUGAAUGGGCUUAUGGAGGACCCUAUGAAGAUUUAUAAAGAUAGGCAGUUCAUGAAUGUUUGGACUGACCAUGAGAAGGAGAUCUUUAAGGACAAGUUUAUCCAGCAUCCAAAAAACUUUGGACUAAUUGCAUCUUACUUGGAAAGGAAGAGUGUUCCUGAUUGUGUUUUAUAUUACUACUUAACCAAGAAAAAUGAGAAUUAUAAAGCCCUAGUAAGAAGGAACUAUGGAAAACGCAGAGGAAGAAACCAGCAGCAAAUUGCCCGACCCUCACAAGAAGAAAAAGUAGAAGAAAAAGAAGAAGAUAAAGCAGAAAAAACAGAAAAAAAAGAGGAGGAAAAGAAAGAUGAAGAAGAAAAAGAUGAAAAGGAGGACUCUAAAGAAAACACCAAGGAAAAGGAUAAGACAGAAAGUACAGCAGAAGAAACUGAGGAGAGAGAGCAGGCCACGCCCCGGGGCCGAAAGACUGCCAACAGUCAGGGCCGCCGAAAGGGCCGGGUCACCAGGUCCAUGACCAGUGAGGCCGCAGCUGCCAGCGCUGCGGCUGCUGCAGCCACCGAGGAGCCCCCCCCACCUCUGCCACCGCCGCCAGAACCCAUUUCUACAGAACCUGUAGAAACCUCUCGAUGGACAGAAGAAGAAAUGGAAGUUGCUAAAAAAGGUCUAGUAGAACAUGGUCGUAACUGGGCAGCGAUUGCCAAGAUGGUGGGGACUAAAAGUGAAGCCCAAUGUAAAAACUUCUAUUUUAACUAUAAGAGACGACACAAUCUUGACAACCUCUUGCAGCAGCAUAAACAGAAAGCCUCACGGAAGCCUCGUGAAGAGCGAGAUGUGUCUCAGUGUGAAAGUGUAGCUUCCACCGUUUCUGCUCAGGAGGACGAGGACAUCGAAGCCUCCAAUGAAGAGGAAAAUCCCGAGGACAGUGAAGGUGCUGAAAAUAGUUCUGGUACAGAAAGUGCUCCUUCUCCUUCACCAGUUGAAGCUGUCAAGCCCGGCGAAGACAGCACUGAAAACGCGCCUCCUCGGGGGACCACGCCCGACCCCGUGCCCAGGGCCUCUCCGUCGCCGGCAGUUCCGAGCACAGAAGCAGCCGAGGAUGCCAGUGUGGAGACCCAGGCGAACGACAGCGUGGCAGUGGACACAGCAGAGCCGAUGGACGUGGGGCACAGGGAGUGCGGGGCUGAAGGCACUUCUGCUCUGGACCUCCCCUUGGCCACCAAGGCUGACGCUGCGGACGUGGAAAUGCCAGAAAGCAGUCCAUGCAGAGUCGAAGGGGACCCCAAAGACAGAGAUCUGGAGAGAGGCAGCGAGAAGCCGGAGCCUGGAGGCGACGACCUAGGGGUGGCCCAGCAGAUGAGCGCCCCGAGGCCCGAGCUCCCCUCUGACCACGACUCCAGUGCCACGUGCAGUGCCGACGAGGAUGUGGACGGGGAACCCGAGAGGCAGCGAAUGUUUCCUGUGGAUUCAAAACCUUCAUUGUUAAACCCCACUGGAUCUAUACUGGUCUCGUCCCCAAUAAAACCAAAUCCACUGGACCUGCCACAGCUUCAGCAUCGAGCUGCUGUCAUCCCGCCAAUGGUUUCCUGCACCCCAUGUAACAUACCGAUUGGAACUCCAGUGAGCGGCUUCGCCCUCUACCAGCGACACAUCAAAGCCAUGCAUGAGUCAGCGCUUCUGGAGGAGCAGCGGCAGAGGCAGGAGCAGAUGGACCUGGAGCGCAGGGGUUCUGCGAGCCCGCGUGGCGCCCCCAAGAGCCCAAACAGAGAGUGGGAAGGAAAAUCAGUCGCCUAUAUGCCUUAUGCUGAGGUCACACGUGCUCUAGCACAGGAAGCACAGAUGCGCAGUACCGCAGCAAGGUCAGCAUCACCGUGUAGGCUCUCUCCGAGAGAAGUCAGUAAAGCUGCGCCACAGCCCGAUGUGAGUGCAGCCCGCUGUAGUGUCCCGUCAGUCCUCCAGCCUGCUCCGCAUCAAGUGAUAACUAACCUCCCUGAAGGGGUUCGGCUUCCAACAACUCGACCCACUAGGCCACCUCCUCCUCUCAUCCCAUCAUCCAAAACCACAGUGGCUUCAGAAAAACCAUCUUUUAUACUGGGAGGCUCCAUCUCACAGGGAACACCCGGCACUUACUUGCCUUCUCCUAAUCAGGCCUCCUAUGCUCCCGAGGCAGCGAAGCCCUCGGCGGGCUCCAUCUCUCUGGGACUGCCGCGGCAGCAGGAGGCCGCCAAGCCAGCUACUGUGCCCUACAUCAAGCAAGAAGAGUUUUCUCCCCGAAGCCAAAACUCGCAACCUGAGGGUUUAUUGGUCAGAGCCCAACAUGAAGGAGUGGUCAGAGGUACCACAGGAGCCAUUCAAGAAGGAAGUAUAACUCGGGGAACUCCCUCCAGCAAACUUUCUGUGGAGAGCAUCCCAUCCCUCCGGGGCUCUAUCACCCAGGGGACCCCGGCUCUGUCCCAGGCUGGCAUACCAACUGAGGCUUUGGUGAAGGGACCCAUUUCUAGACUGUCCAUUGAAGAGAGCAGUCCUGAGAAAGGCCGAGAGGAAGCUGCAUCCAAAGGCCAUGUUAUUUAUGAAGGCAAAAGUGGACACAUCUUAUCUUACGAUAAUAUUAAGAAUGCCCGAGAAGGGACGAGGAGUCCGAGAACAGCUCAUGAAAUCAGUCUCAAAAGAAGCUAUGAAUCAGUGGAAGGAGCUCUAAAGCAAGGGUUGUCCAUGAGGGAGUCUCCUGUGUCAGCACCGCUGGAGGGGCUGAUCUGCCGAGCAUUACCCAGGGGGAGCCCUCACUCUGACCUCAAAGAAAGGACUGUGCUGUCUGGUUCCAUAAUGCAGGGCACACCAAGAGCGACAACUGAAAGUUUUGAAGAUGGCCUUAAGUACCCCAAACAGAUUAAAAGGGAGAGUCCGCCCAUACGAGCGUUUGAAGGUGCCAUUACCAAAGGAAAACCUUACGAUGGCAUCACCACCAUCAAAGAGAUGGGGCGCUCCAUCCAUGAGAUCCCACGGCAAGAUGUUUUAACUCAGGAAAGCCAGAAAACCCCAGAAGUGGUGCAGAGCACGAGGCCCAUGGUCGAGGGCUCCAUCUCCCAGGGCACACCCGUCAAGUCUGACAGCAGUUCAGGCCAAUCCGCCAUCAAGCACAACGUCAAGUCCUUGGUCGCGGGGCCUAGCAGACUGCCCCGUGGGCUGCCUCCACUGGAAAUUAGGCCAGAGAGCAUAAAAGCGGUCGAACGGGGAAAAUACGAGGACGUGAAAGCAGGCGAGCCUGUGCGUUCCCGGCACACGUCGGUGGUAAGCUCUGGCCCCUCGGUUCUCAGGUCAACGCUUCACGAAGCCCCCAAAGCACAGCUGAGCCCGGGGAUUUACGAGGACGCCAGCGCACGGCGGACGCCGGGGAGUUACGCCAGCACUGCGCCCAGAGGCUCGCCCAUGAUGAGCAGAGCUCCCGAUGUUACGAUUUCUUCUAGCAAGUCUACCAGUCAUGAAAGGAAAUCGACACUGACCCCUACACAGAGGGAAAGCAUCACAGCGAAGUCUCCAGUUCCUGGGGUAGACCCUGCAGUGAGCCACAGCCCUUUUGAGCCGCACCACAGGGGCGGUGCCCCAGGGGAGGUUUACCGGAGCCAUCUGCCCACACAUCUGGACCCAGCCAUGCCGUUUCACCGGGCUCUGGAUCCUGCAGCUGCUGCUUACCUGUUCCAGAGACAGCUGUCACCAACUCCAGGUUACCCCAGUCAGUAUCAGCUCUAUGCGAUGGAGAACACGCGGCAGACGAUCCUCAACGACUACAUCACCUCACAGCAGAUGCAAGUGGGCCUGCGCCCGGACGUGGCCAGAGGGCUGUCCCCCCGGGAGCAGCAGCUGGGUCUUCCGUACCCAGCAACCAGGGGAAUCAUUGACCUGACCAAUAUGCCCCCAGCAAUUUUAGUGCCUCAUCCAGGGGGAACAAGCACUCCCCCCAUGGACAGAAUCACUUACAUUCCUGGAACACAGGUCACCUUCCCUCCGCGGCCGUACAACUCUGCGUCCAUGUCUCCAGGACACUCAACACACCUCGCGGCUGCGGCAAACGCUGAAAGAGAGCGGGAGCGGGAGAAGGAGCGGGAGCGCCUCGCCGCAGCCCCCUCGGACCUCUGCCUGCGGCCAGGCUCAGAACAGCCCGGCCGGCCCAGCAGCCACGGCUACGUUCGCUCCCCGUCUCCUUCAGUCAGAGCUCAGGAGACCCUGUUGCAGCAGAGACCCAGCGUUUUCCAGGGAACCAACGGAACCAGCGUGAUCACACCUUUGGACCCGAGCGCACAGCUACGGAUCAUGCCGCUGCCUGCUGGGGGCCCUUCCAUCAGCCAGGGCCUGCCGGCGUCCCGUUACAAUACUGCUGCGGACGCCCUGGCUGCUCUUGUGGACGCCGCAGCGUCUGCUCCCCAGAUGGACGUGUCCAAAACAAAAGAGAGUAAGCAUGAAGCUGCCAGGUUAGAAGAAAAUUUGAGGAGCAGGUCAGCAGCAGUUAGUGAGCAGCAGCUAGAGCAGAAAAGCCUGGAGGCGGAGAAGAGACCCGGUCAGUGUCUGUACGCUUCUUCAGCCCUGCCGAGUGGCAAGCCCCAGCCCCAGUCUGCAGUAGUUUACUCUGAGGCUGGGAAAGAGAGAGGGCCUCCUCCAAAAUCCAGAUAUGAGGAAGAGCUAAGGACCCGAGGGAAGACUACCAUUACCGCAGCUAACUUCAUAGACGUGAUCAUCACCCGGCAGAUUGCCUCGGACAAGGACGCGAGGGAACGUGGCUCCCAGAGUUCAGACUCUUCCGGUAGCUUAUCUUCUCACCGGUAUGAAACACCUGGCGAUGCCAUUGAGGUGAUAAGCCCUGCCAGCUCCCCCGCGCCGCCCCCCGAGAGGCUGCAGGCCUACCAGCCGGAGGUCGUGAAGGCGAGCCAGGCAGAAAACGAAGCCUGCAGGCAGUACGAAGGACCGCUGCACCACUAUCGGCCGCAGCCGGAGUCGCCCUCCCCGCAGCCGCCGCCGCCCCCAUCUUCACAGGCCGAGGGGGUGGGGCAGGUGCCCAGGACACACCGACUCAUCACACUUGCUGAUCACAUCUGUCAAAUUAUCACGCAAGAUUUUGCUAGAAAUCAAGUUCCGUCACAGCCUCCCCAGCAGCCUCCCACUUCUACAUUCCAAAAUUCACCGUCUGCUUUGGUGUCUACACCCGUGAGGACUAAAACAUCAAACCGUUAUAGCCCAGAAUCCCAGUCUCAGUCUCUUCACCAUCAAAGACCAGGUUCAAGGGUCUCUCCAGAAAAUCUUGUGGACAAAUCCAGGGGAAGUAUCAGGCCUGGAAAGUCCCCAGAGAGGAGUCACGUCUCUAGCGAGCCCUACGAGCCCAUCUCCCCACCCCAGGUUCCGGUCGUGCACGAGAAACAGGACAGCGUGCUGCUCCUGGCCCAGCGCGGAGCCGAGCCCGCGGAGCAGAGGAAUGAUUCCCGAUCACCAGGGAGUAUAAGCUACUUGCCUUCAUUCUUCACCAAGCUGGAAAACACCUCACCCAUGGUUAAAUCAAAGAAGCAGGAGAUCUUUCGUAAGUUGAACUCCUCUGGUGGAGGUGACUCUGAUAUGGCAGCUGCUCAGCCAGGAACUGAGAUCUUUAACCUGCCAGCAGUCACCACCUCAGGCUCCGUGAGCUCCCGAGGUCAUUCCUUUGCUGACCCUGCCAGCAACCUCGGGCUGGAGGACAUCAUCCGGAAGGCGCUCAUGGGGAGCUUUGAAGACAAAGUGGAGGACCACGGGGUCGCCAUGCCCCAGCCCCUGGGGGGGGUGCCUGGUGGUGCCGGCACCUCGGUGGCGACCAGCGGUGAGGCCCGGAGAGAGGAAGGGGACCCGUCACCUCAUUCAGGAGGAGUUUGCAAACCAAAGCUGAUCAGCAAGUCAAACAGCAGGAAGUCGAAAUCUCCUAUCCCGGGGCAAGGCUACUUGGGAGCUGAACGGCCCUCCUCGGCCUCCUCUGUGCACUCGGAAGGGGACUACCACAGGCAGACGCCAGGCUGGGCCUGGGAGGACAGGCCUUCCUCCACAGGCUCGACGCAGUUCCCCUACAACCCCCUGACCAUGCGGAUGCUCAGCAGCACGCCCCCUGCGCCCGUCGCCUGUGCGCCCGUCGCCUGUGCGCCCGCCUCUGCCAGCCCCGCCGCCCCUCACCAGCCGAGCAGGAUCUGGGAUCGGGAGCCGGCCCCGCUGCUCUCCGCGCAGUAUGAGACGCUGUCCGACAGCGACUGACCUGCGGGAAGGGGUCCCGGGGCCCCCUGGGUGGGGGAGGGGCUCUAGUUUCUGGUGGUCUCAGUUUUAAGUGCAGGCCAAAAGCCUGCCCUCCUAGGACUUGUGCCCAGAGACUUUCCAGGAGAGCCUGGGCCACAGACGACGACGAAAUGAUGGAAGUUUAUUUCAAGAGUCAAAUGAGGGGAAAAGGCUGCCCUGAUACAGGCAGUUCAGUGGAUCAUAAUAAUAGUGGAGGGUUGGAAUGUAGAGUUUUUAAAAAGUGGAUAAUUCCUGUUCUUACAUCUGUUUGUAAAGAAAAUCAUAAUGUCUUUAAAUCACUCUUCUGUAAAUAGAUGACCUUUUUGCAGUGUUUCCCCUCGC